UAAGCUCAAUCCAACGCACACUAUACACAAAUAGUAGCAUUAUAUAAAGCACGCUGCACUCGUCGCCGCCGACUUCAAUCUUAACCUUAUUCUCUCCUCGUCAUCUCUCUAUUGGCUUAAACCCUAAUCGCCUAGCAUUACUGAAUUUUCGUUGGGAAAAUGUCCGACGAAGAAAGGGAGGAACGGGAGUUGGAUCUCACCUCCCCCGAAGUUGUCACAAAAUACAAAUCCGCUGCUGAAAUUGUUAACAAGGCGCUGCAAUUAGUUUUGUCUCAGUGCAAACCAAAGUCGAAGAUUGUUGACAUUUGUGAAAAGGGGGAUGCUUUUAUCAGGGAACAAACUGGGAACAUGUACAAGAAUGUGAAGAAGAAGAUAGAAAGGGGUGUUGCCUUCCCAACUUGUAUCUCAGUGAACAAUACCGUCUGUCACUUUUCGCCAUUGGCCAGUGAUGAGGCUGUGUUGGAAGAUGGAGAUAUUGUGAAAAUUGAUAUGGGGUGUCACAUAGAUGGCUUUAUUGCUGUAGUUGCUCAUACGCAAGUGCUUCAGCAAGGGCCAGUAACUGGAAGAGCAGCUGAUGUUAUUGCUGCAGCAAAUACGGCUGCUGAGGUUGCUUUGAGGCUUGUGAGGCCAGGGAAAAAGAAUAAAGACGUCACCGAGGCAAUUCAGAAAGUUGCAGCUGCUUACGACUGCAAGAUUGUUGAAGGAGUACUAAGUCAUCAAAUGAAGCAAUUUGUAAUUGAUGGAAACAAGGUUGUGCUAAGUGUCUCAAGCCCUGAUACUAGAGUGGAUGAAGCAGAAUUUGAGGAGAAUGAGGUGUAUUCUGUUGACAUUGUCACCAGUACUGGUGAAGGAAAGCCAAAAUUAUUAGAUGAGAAACAAACAACUAUUUAUAAAAGAGCUGUUGAUAAGAACUAUCACCUCAAGAUGAAAGCAUCUCGGUUUAUUUUUAGUGAGAUAAGCCAAAACUUCCCCAUCAUGCCAUUCACUGCAAGGGCUUUGGACGAAAAGAGAGGUCGUCUGGGCCUUUUAGAGUGUGUGAACCAUGAACUUUUACAGCCCUAUCCCGUACUUCAUGAGAAGCCAGGUGACUUGGUUGCGCAUAUCAAGUUCACUGUUUUGCUUAUGCCAAAUGGCUCGGAUAGGAUCACAUCCCAUCCUCUUCAGGAGCUGCAACCUACUAAAACUAUUGAGGAUCCGGAGAUUAAAGCAUGGUUAGCAUUGGCCACAAAGACAAAAAAGAAGGGCGGAGGGAAAAAGAAGAAGGGUAAGAAAGAAGACAAAGUUGAAGGUGCAGCAGCAGAGCCAGAGCCUAUGGAUGCAAAAGAAUGAGGAGUUUCUCUUGUUUCUUGGCAGUCUUAGUCGUGUAUCAUGCAUGUUAAAGAAAGAAAUUUUGGCCGCUUGGUUGUAUCGUGUUCGCUGCUGCUGCUUUGAGACAUGAAAAUUGUUAACCGGUGUGGUGUGUCGUACUUUGUUCACUGACUGCUCUUUUGCUGCCAUUUAUGUAUACAUUUUUCUUUCUAUUUAGAUAGAUAGAAUGAUUAAUAAAUGUAAACAAUAUUGGUUUGUUGUCUCUCUGUCAGCCAUUUUCAAUGUAACAAUAUUGGUGUGUUGGGAUA
Messenger RNA from Andrographis paniculata, 1616 nucleotides. RefSeq names its product ERBB-3 BINDING PROTEIN 1. The transcript is spliced from 10 exons. NCBI's taxonomy places the organism in Eukaryota, Viridiplantae, Streptophyta, Magnoliopsida, Lamiales, Acanthaceae. The coding region runs from base 160 to 1329 and encodes 389 amino acids. The record is from RefSeq and is a predicted model, not a curated record.